UUUUCUCCAGGGUUCACAAUAUGUUGGAAUGGGAAAACAAUUAUUGGAGUAUAAAAAUGUGAAAGAGAUGUAUGAAAUUGCCAGUCAAAUUGCAGGUUAUGACCUUUUGCAAUUAUGUCUUACCGGACCAAAAGAAGAAUUAGACAAGACACUUCAUUGUCAGUUGGCAGUUGUUGUUACAUCGUUAGCUGCCGUAGAAAGGUUAAAAGAAGAAAAUCCAGAGGCUAUAGAACAGUGUGUGGCUACUGCUGGUUUCAGUGUUGGAGAGUAUGCUGCUUUAGUAUUUGCUGGAGCAUUAUCAUUUGAAGAUGGUUAGUAGAUU
This is a messenger RNA of Centruroides sculpturatus (bark scorpion), 322 nucleotides long. RefSeq names its product malonyl-CoA-acyl carrier protein transacylase, mitochondrial-like. Gene Ontology annotation, molecular function: transferase activity. The coding region runs from base 29 to 316 and encodes 95 amino acids. The transcript is spliced from 2 exons. The record is from RefSeq and is a predicted model, not a curated record. NCBI's taxonomy places the organism in Eukaryota, Metazoa, Arthropoda, Arachnida, Scorpiones, Buthidae.